Messenger RNA from Andrographis paniculata, 1097 nucleotides. RefSeq lists its product as uncharacterized. The transcript has 7 exons. Bases 1 to 864 code for a protein of 287 amino acids. Lineage: Eukaryota; Viridiplantae; Streptophyta; Magnoliopsida; Lamiales; Acanthaceae. The record is from RefSeq and is a predicted model, not a curated record.
AUGGUGUCGUGUGGAUGGGUGCUGGAUAGGUCAGUUCCGGAGGAACUUCAUUUCAUCUCCGUCGUAGAUCCUCCACACAUCAUCACCGUCAUCUUCAUCUCCUCCUCCUCCUCUUCUUCUUCUUCUUCUUCUGCCCCCCAAAUGUAUGUUGCCGCCGCCGCCGCAGCAGCAGCAGCAACCGCAGUGGUUGCCCCGCUCCACCACUCCAAUCGCAAUCUCUUCUGCUCCGAAACCUCUAUCCCUCCUCCGCCCUUACCCUUGACCUCGCACCUCCUCGCCAGUAUUCGCCCCUUCCGAUGCCCCGCCCCCGCCCCGGCCAACUCUUACUACUACUACUAUUAUUAUGCCCGUCCUGUAAGGAGGAGCCCUUCGCGCUCUCUCAAAUUCCGCCCAUCCUUUUCUCCUGUCAUGCAGUGGCAAGACUGCACGGUGAAAAUGCAAGUGGAUGUGCCCACUUCGGUUGCUUAUAAAUGUUAUUCUGAUCGUGAAGCCAUUCCUCAAUGGAUGCCCUUCAUUUCAUCUGUAGAGAUUGUGGAGGGCCAACCCGACUUAUCUCGGUGGUUACUCAAAUACAAAGCAUUCGGACGAGAUAUAGAAUUCUCUUGGCUUGCACGGAAUAUGCAGCCAAUACCAAACCAGAAAAUCCACUGGAGAUCAAUGGAUGGUCUUCCCAACAGGGGAGCUGUGAGAUUCUUCCCGAAAGGUGCUUCUUCAUGCGUGGUAGAACUUACUGUAUCAUAUGAAGUACCUCAACUGCUGACUCCAGUGGCCUCUGCACUUCAACCUUUUCUGGAAAGCUUGCUAGCACGUGGACUGGAGAGGUUUGCUAGGUUUGCUAAAAGCUACUCAUCUGAAUCAAGAUGAUGAUGUGUGUGUAUGGUUGUCCGAGUGAUUUGAAUUUUUUCACCCAUUAUUUAACCUGUGAUGGAUGAUGCCUUGCAUGGAUGUGUAAGCUUAAGCGGAUUGGAGAAACACAAGCAUCAGCGAUAUGUAAUUCUCCAAAAUUAUGAAUAAUGAAAAGAAUUGAAAUGAGCGCCCGUGUAAACAAUGUACACUGUUCUUUUGGAAAUCCAUCGGGAACAAUGCUAGUUAAUUCA